GUUAAUGAGUCUUGUGAGUGUGUUAAUGUGUCCUGUGAGUGGGUCACUGUGUUAAUGAGUCCUGUGAGUGUGUUAAUGUGUUAAUGAGUCUUGUGAGUGUGUUAAUGUGUCCUGUGAGUGGGUCACUGUGUUAAUGAGUCUUGUGAGUGGGUCUCUGUGUUAAUGAGUCUUGUGAGUGUGUUAAUGUGUCCUGUGAGGGUGUCACUGUGUUAAUGAGUCUUGUGAGUGGGUCUCUGUUAAUGAGUCUUAGGGACAGUGCCGCUGUGUAAAAUACUGCAGCUACUUAAAGGAAAGGAGCUGCAUGAUCUUCCAGUUUCUCUGCGGAGAGUCUAACAAACCAAGUUCCCCUUACAGCUGAUAUUAACACGCUGCAGAUCACAGUUUGGCUUCCUGGGUUAAAACCACAAAUGUCCCCAAAUAAAGGAAGUUGACAAGCACACAUUAUAGCUGAGAAUAUUUGUAAAAAACAAAAAAACAGUAAGCUAAAAUAGAAUCAACAAAAAAAGCAAACUAGUGCACUGUUGUUGCCACUGGUUUUCUUGCUCAAAAACUUAUUGCAUGUAAACAUUUUCAUUCUGUAUUAUGAAUCUUUCUUUUAAAAAAGGUGCAUCUGUGCUAAAUAUUUAAACAGCAUCGCAGCAGUCUUCCUGAGAGGUGGGAACUUUGAAGUUCCUGUUCGAGAGCCGCUAAAGAAACUGUGGCUGGUCCCACUGUCUUCUUAAUUUGUGUAUUCAUUUCCUUAAAGCAUCCACCAAGUUUACAAAAUGUACGUCUGGCACCAUUCACAUGGACGGACAUUUCCACAUGGAAAUCUGAGAAAUUAGUGGAUGACACUUUGAUUCAGAUGGAACUGCAGAUGGGAGACGCAUGGAAAGUAAAAGAAUGAUUUUAAAACUAUACACACAAACGUAAUGGUCGUUUCUUGGAUUCAGAAUAUGAACUUUCAAUGUUAGAACGCAGGAGUGGGACCAUCUCUAGAACCAUCGAGAAUCUCUGGUUCACCUUUGGCCACAGUAACGAUGCUUCUCUUGUGGUUACUUUUGGCGGGCGCGUGGCUGUCUCUAGAUUAUUUCUCUUUGAGAGGUUGGAAAAAAGAAACACACAUUUUAUUAUUUAAAAAAAUCAUUUUAAAGGGCGUACUGUUAUUUUUUCUUUUUUAACUUUGAAAAUAACCUUUCAAGCCGAGUCUUCAAAGGGGGUGGAGCUUGAGAAUGACUGUCAAUGAGAGUGCAUUUAAAUGUGGUUUCAGAAGUCAGACGCUUCUCUCAUAGGCUUCCGCUCUGGGUCACUUCCGACUUAAAAAGGCCCCAAAUGCUCUGAGCUCGCAGGACAGUGCCCAUCUUUUUAAAGACGCUCGCAGGCCUCAGAGCUAAACCUUCCAUUUUGAGAAGCUCUGGUGUUGUGGUUCGAGUGGUUGAGGAUAAGAUGAUUUGGACGAACGAGACGUGCUGCGCGUUUCAAGGCCAGCUGCUCUCCAGAGUGCUGCCGCCUGUGCUGCUGCUGGAAUGCCUGCUGGGCAUGCUGGGUAACGGUGGGGCCCUCUGGAUCUUCUGCUUCUACGUGAAGCCCUGGAAGAGCAGCACGGUCUUCCUGUUCAACCUGGCUCUGGCCGACUUCCUGCUCAUCGUGAUCCUGCCGUUCCGCGCCACCUACUACCUGCGCGGGCUGGACUGGGCUCACGGCGAUGGCUUCUGCCGCAUCGCCCUCUUCAUGCUGGCCAUGAACCGCGGCGGCAGCAUCCUCUUCCUCACCGCCGUGGCCGUGGACCGAUACUUGCGGGUGGUGCACCCCCACCACCCCGCCAACUCCGCGCCCGUCUCCAGGAGCGUCUGCGUGGCCGUCGCCGUCUGGCUCCUCACCAUCUCGCUGACGGCCUACCUCCUGUUCGAACCGAGGCACUUCCCGGGGCACAACAAAACGUACUGCGACAGCUUCAUCAUCUGCCCCAAUUCCACCUCCAACGGGCACCGGGCCAUCUUCGUCUUCUCCUUCUACUUGCCGCUGGCCGUCAUCCUCUUCUGCACCCUGCAGGUGGUGCUGCAACUCAGGAAGCAGCAGCGGGACAGGCAGGGGCGGAUCCAGCGGGCGCUCCACCUCAUCGUCCUGGUGGCAGGCGUCUUCGCCAUCAGCUUCCUGCCGGCCAACGUCACCCAGCUGAUGAUCUGGGCCAACAACUCCAAAGAAUGCGACGACUCCUUCGAGCGCCUGGACACGGCCUUCUACAUCACCGUCAGCCUGACCUACCUCAACAGCGUGCUGGACCCCCUGGUCUACUACUUCUCCAGCCCCGCCUUCAAGAAGGUGUACAGGCGAGUGGCCCGGCUGAGCCUGAGGAAGAGCGAGGAACCGAGCCCAGCCCAGGACAAGACCAGGGACACCGGCUCCCAGAGCCUCAGCCAGCUGUGACCCAGCACCAGCAGCACUCCUCAAAUCUAGAAUCCAGACUUGGGUCAGCUGCUUUAUCUGAAACAAUUUAACCCCUUCAGACACCUGUAAAAUUCCUGCAGAUCACUGAAAACACUCAGAACUAAAUUCAUAAUUUUUUUCACGGAACUGAUCAAGUAUAAUUAAGAAAACAUUUUUCCACUUUAUUUAUGGAAAAUACAUGUUGUGAAAAGGUGCGUGAAAGGCACUAAAUGCACACAGUAACCGAUCGAUGAAGACAGCAUUUUAAUCGCAACUUUUGGUUAGUAACAUUUUUGCUGAAGGUUCUCCAGAGUUCUGCAGGAGUGGUUUAAAAUUUUACCAGGGUCUUAACAAAUAAAGCACUUAAAAUAUAUAUUUGACCGAGAUCU
This is a messenger RNA of Anguilla anguilla (European eel), 2795 nucleotides long. Its product is annotated as hydroxycarboxylic acid receptor 2-like. Gene Ontology annotation, biological process: G protein-coupled receptor signaling pathway. Bases 1426 to 2406 code for a protein of 326 amino acids. The record is from RefSeq and is a predicted model, not a curated record. Gene Ontology annotation, molecular function: G protein-coupled receptor activity. The transcript has a single exon. Gene Ontology annotation, cellular component: membrane. NCBI's taxonomy places the organism in Eukaryota, Metazoa, Chordata, Actinopteri, Anguilliformes, Anguillidae.